CAAAGCUUUCUGGGAAGGCUGGGCUGAUACCCAACUACGAAUCCCAGCAAGCAGUGCGUGACGCAAGGACGCAAGAGGAGGACUCUGCAGCCGUCCAGCCCCGAGGAGCCAGGUAGCUUCCUUGGCGGGACGUCUAGGGGCGAGUUCUACCGCUUCCCCUUACCGGAAAGCUUGGGCUCUGUCUUCUAAUUUUGCAGCGGCAGCACCUGGUGCAGGUGGGGAUGGGGAAGCGAUACUUCUGUGACUACUGCGACCGCUCCUUCCAGGAUAACCUCCACAACCGAAAGAAGCACUUGAAUGGGCUACAGCACCUCAAGGCCAAGAAGAUGUGGUAUGACAUGUUCAGAGAUGCAGCUGCCAUCUUGCUGGAUGAGGAGAACAAGCGACCCUGCAGGAAGUUCCUGCUGACAGGCCAAUGUGACUUUGGCUCCAAUUGCAGAUUUUCUCAUAUGUCAGAGCAAGACCUGCAGGAGUUAAGCAUCCAGGUGGAGGAGGAGAGGCGGGCCAGGGAGUGGCCACUGGAAACCCCCGAGCUCCCUGAGGGCCAUCUGGAAGACUGGCUGGAGAAGAGAGCCAAGAGGCUGAGCUCAGCCUCAAGCAGCAGGGUCGAACCCCUCAGAGCCACCAUCUUCCAGUACCCUGUGGGGUGGCCGCCAGUCCAAGAGCUGCCCCCAUCCCUGAGGGCACCCCCACCAGGGGGGUGGCCCCUGCAGCCCAGAGUGCAGUGGGGCUGAGGCCCUUACCCAUGCUUAACUCCCACUGGUCAGCUGUCUCAUCCUUCACAAUGAAAACACUUGUUUAUACCAGGGAGGCCAACCCCCCUUCUUGCUCUAUCCCAAGGAACCCCAAGACCGCGGCCUUGACUUCCCCAAGGCUCAGCAGCCCCUUUAGCAGCUGCAGCCCCAUUCACCAUCCUGACCUCCCUCAUGGGAUGUCUUGAGAAGAUGAGCAAGAAAACUGCCAGAUGUUUAUAAAGAAAGUUUGUCCCCA
Molecule: messenger RNA, 990 nt
Organism: Heterocephalus glaber (naked mole-rat)
Lineage: Eukaryota; Metazoa; Chordata; Mammalia; Rodentia; Bathyergidae
Gene: Zmat5
Product: zinc finger matrin-type 5
Cellular component (GO): U12-type spliceosomal complex
Molecular function (GO): zinc ion binding
Source: RefSeq, a predicted model, not a curated record